This is a messenger RNA of Macroventuria anomochaeta, 1081 nucleotides long. Its product is annotated as phosducin family protein. The transcript has 2 exons. NCBI's taxonomy places the organism in Eukaryota, Fungi, Ascomycota, Dothideomycetes, Pleosporales, Didymellaceae. Gene Ontology annotation, cellular component: cytoplasm. Gene Ontology annotation, biological process: protein folding. The coding region runs from base 138 to 896 and encodes 252 amino acids. The record is from RefSeq and is a predicted model, not a curated record.
CUUGAGGCGCAGAGCUUCGAAAAGUUUCAGGCGUCAACUUGAACACCACAACAGCGGCCACGAAUCUCGUCACUCAACCUCAGCACCACGCCAUAGACACAAAACUUCCCUUGUACCUUCAAACUACAGCCUCCAUUAUGCAGAUGCCAGAUAUGCCCAUUAAUGUCGAAGUUGACCCCAACGAAGACACAGAAUGGAACGACAUCCUUCGCAGCAAAGGCAUCAUUCCAGAGAAGCCGCCGUCGCCUACGCCUAUGAUUGAAGAGGCGCUCACAGAAGCACGCCGACUCGCACAUGAGAACCGACUUGAGGGGAAGGAGCUAGAUGAGCUAGCAGAGCUAGAAGACGAAGAGGACGAGGACUUUCUAGAGAGCUAUCGCCAAAAGCGCAUGAACGAACUAUCCUCCAUCUCCACCGCCUCAAUAUACAACCAAGUAUACCACCUGCAAAAACCCGAUUACUCGCGCGACGUGACCGAAGCGAGUCAGAAAUCUCACAUCUUUGUGCUCCUCACCUCGUCCACGGGGACAAACACGGAAUCCCGCGUCGCAAUGGAGUCGUGGACCCUCUUGGCACAAAGGUUUGGAGAUGUCAAGUUCUGCCAGAUGCGCGCGGAUCUGUGUAUUGAAGGGUACCCAGACCGGAAUACGCCGACGGUGCUCGUGUACAAAGAUGGCGAUAUUAAGAGGCAGAUUGUCACAUUGCGCGAGCUCAAUGGGUCAAGGACAAAGGUUGAGGAUUGGGAGAAGGUGUUGGUGGAUUUGGGCGCGGUGAAGAUUGGGGACUCGAGAUUGAGUAAGAGACCGGGGCAGGAGGAGGAGGGUGAGAAGACGACGGGGAUACGGCAGGGGAAGGCUAUGGCGCAGACGAAUGGCGAUGACAGCGAUUGGGAUUGAGGGUGCGCGGCAUGAUUAAGGAAUUACGAAACACUGAUUGCAGAGACAUCGAGUACAGCUAUCCAGCUAGUGUGGGAGACUAUGUUAGGUCCAUCACAAGCGCUGGCAACCUGUGGGCCGCUGCACUCAUUGCAUAGGAGAGCAGAAUCAAAGUCAAUCGCCGGCACAAAGCAGGCACGAUCAAC